CCCAGGAGGAAUCAGGAUGUCAGAACUCUUCCCAGGCUUGUCUGUGGCAGACCCUACCCCAGCCCUGGGUCCCCCUCUUCAGUUCCUCCCCCGAUUCGAUUCGUCAUCCUGUAGAGGCGCUUGCUGCAGCCCUCCCUGGAUGCUUUAUUUAUUUAUUUUGCACCAACAGGGUUGCUGCAGACUCAUUCUGGUUUAAAAAGAGAGAAGAGGAGGGAAAAAAAAAAAAAAGAAAAUGCUUCCUGGCUCUUUUCUCUGCCUUGGUCUUGGCAGCGCGGCUGCAUUAGCAGCGGCAGCAACAGCAGUCUUGCCAGCCGGCUGAUGCGGCAGGCUGCCGGGCAGUGGGGAGUGGGGAGUCAGACACACAGGGAAGGUGCAGAGGCCAAGGUGCAGCUCGGAUGGGACAGGCCCCAGCCCUGGAGAGAUGCAGCGCCCAACUUGAUGCCACCCCCCUGCUUCUCCGGCCUCAGGGGAUGGACGCAGCCACUGCUCCAAAGCAAACCUGGCUCCCAUGGUCCCCACUCUUCCUCCUGCUCCUCCUGCCAGGUGGGAGCACCAGUAGCUGCCCCACUGUGUGUGACUGCACCUCCCAGCCCCGGGCAGUACUCUGUGCCCAUAGGCGACUGGACACUAUCCCGGGAGGGCUUCCACUGGACACAGAACUCCUGGAUUUGAGUGGGAACCGCCUUUGGGGCCUUCAGCGUGGCAUGCUCUCCAGACUGGGCCAGCUCCAAGAACUGGACCUCAGCUACAACCAGAUCUCCACCCUUGAGCCCGGGGCUUUCCAUGGCCUACAGAGUCUACUCACCCUGAGGCUGCAGGGCAACCGACUGAGAAUUGUAGGUCCUGGGAUAUUCUCAGGCCUGUCUGCCCUCAUGCUGCUGGACCUCCGCCUCAAUCAGAUUGUCCUCUUUCUAGAUGGAGCCUUUAGUGAGCUAGGCAGCCUCCAGCAGCUGGAGGUGGGAGACAAUCACCUGGUGUUUGUGGCUCCAGGGGCUUUUGCAGGGUUGGCCAAGCUAAGUACCAUCACUCUGGAACGUUGCAACCUCAGCACAGUGCCUGGCCUAGCCCUUGCCCAGCUCCCAGCACUAGUAGCUCUUAGGCUUCGAGAACUGGAUAUCGAGAGGCUGCCAGCUGGGGUACUUCGAGGGCUAGGGCAGCUAAAGGAGCUGGAGAUCCACCACUGGCCAUCUCUGGAGGCCCUGGACCCAGGGAGCCUGGUUGGCCUCAAUUUGAGCAGCCUGGCCAUCACCCGCUGCAAUCUGAGCUCAGUACCCUUCCAAGCACUACACCACUUGAGCUUCCUCCGAAUCUUGGAUCUAUCUCAGAAUCCUAUCUCAGCCAUCCCAGCCCGAAGGCUUAGCCCCCUGGUACGGCUCCAGGAGCUCAGGCUGGCAGGGGCCUGCCUCACCUCCAUCGCUGCCCAUGCGUUCCACGGCCUGACUGCCUUCCACUUGUUGGAUGUCGCAGACAAUGCUCUUCAGACUCUAGAGGAAACAGCCUUCCCUUCUCCAGACAAACUGGUCACCCUAAGGCUGUCUGGUAACCCCCUAACCUGUGAUUGCCGCCUCCUCUGGCUGCUCCGCCUCCGCGGACGCCUGGACUUUGGCACAUCCCCCCCAGCUUGUGCUGGCCCCCAGCACGUCCAAGGGAAGAGCCUAAGGGAAUUUUCAGACAUUCUGCCUCCAGGCCACUUCACUUGCAAACCAGCCCUGAUCCGAAAGUCGGGGCCUCGUUGGGUCAUUGCAGAGGAGGGCGGGCAUGCUGUUUUCUCCUGCUCUGGAGAUGGGGACCCAGUCCCCACUGUUUCCUGGAUGAGACCUCAGGGAGCUUGGCUAGGAAGGGUUGGGAGAGUAAGGGUACUAGAAGAUGGUACACUGGAGAUCCGCUCGGUGCAGCUGCGGGACAGGGGGGCCUAUGUCUGCGUAGUCAGUAACGUUGCUGGGAAUGACUCACUGAGGACCUGGCUGGAAGUUAUCCAAGUUGAGCCACCAAAUGGCACUCUGUCGGACCCCAACAUCACUAUGCCAGGGAUCCCAGGGCCUUUCUUUCUGGACAGCAGGGGUGUGGCUAUGGUGCUAGCGGUGGGCUUCCUCCCCUUCCUCACCUCAGUGACCCUGUGCUUUGGUCUGAUCGCUCUUUGGAGUAAGGGCAAGGGCCGGGUCAAGCACCACAUGACUUUUGAUUUUGUGGCACCUCGGCCCUCGGGGGACAAGAACUCUGGGGGUAACCGGGUCACUGCGAAGUUAUUCUGACUUUUGCGUCGAUGCCGAAGUCCACUUCAGAAGCCAAAGGGGAAAGAAAGUAGGACUAAGGUCUCUUGAACAACGGCUUCAUACCCAACAGCACAGGCUCCCACACCUGCUGCCUGCAUUAUGAUUGCUGCUCUAGUCUGAGCAUGACAUUGCUGCAUCUUCUCUGAGGGCCCCCAGAUACAGAUCUUAUCGCCAGCCCAUCCCCUGACCCCAGGAACCCCCUCACACAAGGCAGGAAAGCUGCACAAGGCUCCAUUCUGCUCUCCAUGUAUGUAUAUCCUCUAAUAGCCAGGACCAGGUGCCAAACACAACCAUGAGAUUAUCUCAGAAGUGGAGCUGGGAAGUACCACCGGCUUCUUAGAGACUGCUCUAAGACAGGCAGGUGAGCGGGCAGGCAGGUAGGCAGGUAGGCAGGCUCCCGUUCUUUUCUGCUACCUGGUACCCAGGUAAUCCAUCCAGUACCUUUAGGUACAAGAAAGGGAUUCUAGCCAAAGAUUCCCGUGGAUGCAGGGGAGUGUGGCCUGACUACACUCUGGCACUCUGCCUGCAGGAGCCCCCACCACCUUCCUGACUGUAAAAAGCCACCACAGGGGCAGCCGGAAGGAAACAUGAUCCCUGGAACUUCAUUUACUUCCAUCUACUU
Molecule: messenger RNA, 2895 nt
Organism: Mastomys coucha (southern multimammate mouse)
Lineage: Eukaryota; Metazoa; Chordata; Mammalia; Rodentia; Muridae
Gene: Lingo4
Product: leucine rich repeat and Ig domain containing 4
Exons: 2
Coding region: 396-2252 (618 amino acids)
Molecular function (GO): protein binding
Source: RefSeq, a predicted model, not a curated record